AUGGGCACGCCCGCACUCGCGCGCCGCAUCGCAAUAGGCGUAUUGAUCGGUUCAUCGGCAGGCAGCCUCCUGGCCAUCCACCAAGACAGGCAGCAGCGGCUGGCGCUGGUCGGCGCCUCCAACUUCAGCAGCGGCGGCGCGUCCUCGGGCGUGGCGACUUCGCCGGCAGACAGCGAUAUGCUGCGGCAGCAGCCGCGGCCCCCGGGGCCGCCGGGCCAGCAGCCGCCCGGGUCGCGGCCGCGCGCCAUCAACCUCCGAGACCUUGGGGAGG
Messenger RNA from Monoraphidium neglectum, 271 nucleotides. RefSeq lists its product as hypothetical. Lineage: Eukaryota; Viridiplantae; Chlorophyta; Chlorophyceae; Sphaeropleales; Selenastraceae. The transcript has a single exon. The annotation marks the transcript as partial. The record is from RefSeq and is a predicted model, not a curated record.